Molecule: messenger RNA, 2548 nt
Organism: Uloborus diversus
Lineage: Eukaryota; Metazoa; Arthropoda; Arachnida; Araneae; Uloboridae
Product: sodium-dependent nutrient amino acid transporter 1-like
Exons: 16
Coding region: 137-1960 (607 amino acids)
Biological process (GO): sodium ion transmembrane transport
Cellular component (GO): membrane
Molecular function (GO): L-amino acid transmembrane transporter activity
Source: RefSeq, a predicted model, not a curated record
CGAGGCUUUCACUCCGAACACACACUUGAGCUGAUGAUCGUUUUUGGAGCGUUCAUGGUGUGUUCCUCAGGUGGAAUAUUGAUAUAAACGUUGUUUUCAUACGUUUUGAGCUCACUGAGGAUAAAAAAAUUGAGGCAUGUUCAUGUCUUCUUCCUACAAUCUUCAAAAACAUGAACGAGACAGCUUCGAUGUUCCACGGAUAUCUGUUUCGCAGCUUCCUCCGUUGCAAUCUUCAAGACCCUCAGGUGAAACAGAGUCUCCUGCUCGUGGAACAUGGGACAAGAGUAUCCAAAGUCUUCUGCUUUGUCUCUCGAUGUCUGUUGGUCUUGGGAACAUCUGGAGGUUUCCCAAUAUUGCCUACAACAAUGGUGGAGGUGCCUUUCUCAUUCCAUAUUUGCUGCUGUUGUUCAUAAUUGGCCGACCCCUUUACUAUCUGGAGCUUAUUUUAGGACAGUUCUGCAGUCAGGGGCCCAUCAAGAUGUGGAGAAUGGUGCCGGCUCUCAAGGGUGUAGGAUACGCACAAGUUGUUUCGGUGUCAUACAUCAUCGUUUUUUAUAAUUACCUUAUGGCCCUUAGCUUAUUCUACAUCUUUGCAUCAUGGAGCGAAUGUUUACCAUGGACUCUCUGCGACUCCUCUUCUGACAACAGGACAACCGAAUUAGAGGGCAAUUUUAGCUCAAAGAUGAUUCCACAAUCUGAGCUCUUUUGGACAAGGGAAGUACUUCAGCAGACUGGACCAGACGAUGCCUUGUCCAUUAGCUGGAAAUUAGCUCUCUGCCUCUUGCUGACUUGGAUAAUUGUUUACCUCGCAGUUAUACAAGGAACCAGUUCACUUGGGAAGAUGUCCUAUUUCACAGCCAUCUUCCCCUUCUUCGGUCUGACCAGUCUCUUGAUCGUCGCCUGUUUCGAAGAAGGAGCUUGGCAAGGAAUCCAGUUCUUCUUCCAGCCCGACCUUGAGAAGCUGAAAGAUAUACAAGUAUGGUACAAAGCAUGUGAGCAGUCUUUCUUUUCUUUAACUAUUGCGUAUGGCAACAUUGUGAUGAUUGCCAGCUACAACAAAUUCCGGAACAAUGUGUAUCGAGAUGCUAUCAUCAUCAGUGUAUUAGAUACGGUAGUCAACCUAAUGGCUGGAUGUGUCAGUUUUGCUGUCCUUGGAUCUCUUGCUUACAAAUAUGAAAAAGACAUACGCCAAGUUGUGGACCAUCAAGGCCUAGGGCUUGCUUUUGUUGUUUACCCCGAAGCGCUUGCAGCCAUCCAGUACGUGCCACAGCUCUGGUCUGUGGUUUUCUUCUUCAUGCUUUUUGUCCUCGGCAUUGGUAGUUCGAUGUCCAUGAUUGAGACCUUGCUAACAGUAUUGAAAGACAAGUUCCCUGUACUUCGGAAAAGGAAAUGGCUACUUGCUCUUGGAAUCUGUGCAAUGUUCUUCGCACUUGGAUUGCCUCUUACCACAAAUAUUGGUCAGCUGAUACUGGUGCUCCUGAACAAUUACGGAGCUGGCGUUGCUGUCUUUUUCUACGCAGUUCUGGAAGUGAUCGCUGUUUCAUGGAUAUAUGGCUUGAAGAAUUUCUGUCGGGAUGUGGAGUUUAUGCUAGAAAGGCCUCCAGGAAUUUUUUGGAAGUUCACGUGGGCAGUGACAGCUCCCUUGGCCCUCACAGUAAUAUUUAUUUUCGGAGUGGCGAAAGAACAAUCUUCUGGGGAUUCAGCAGUUCCUCAAUGGGCAACUGCAAUUGGUUGGUUUCUAGCAGCAUUCGCUUUGAUCCAAAUACCACUUUGGAUCAUUGUUACAGUUUGGAAGGACCCUAGCGAAGGAAUUAGACAGAAGAUUGCCAAUGCUUUUCGUCCUGCUGAGAACUGGGGUCCAGCAGAUCCUUUUCAUAAUGCAGCAUGGAGAACGCUGAAGAAACCUGCACUAGAUGGCGCUGCCUACGAAAACAAGAAUUUUCGCGAAGAUGUAUUUUGAUCAACGUAAUCAAUACCAUUCAAAAUUCAACUGUGCAUUUUACGAGCAAAGCUGAGAUCAAAAUUGUGAAAUCUUUGAUGCUGUAACACUCAUGACUUGCAUUUCAUUUGGAUACCAUCAGCAGUACAAGUCGGUAUGUGCUGUCCAUACUGGUUUCUCCUACUCGUUUCGCACAGUACUGCGUCCAGAUUCCGUCCUUUUUCAUGUAAGACAUUUGACACAACUCAUACACAGUUGCAGUACACUUCUAAAGCAAUGACUCACUGUUUGGUUUUCACCAUUGGGCCGAAAUGUUUAGCGUCAAUUUGGGUAAAAGAAAAUAGAGUUUCAUUGCUUCUUCAACUUUUGUGGUCCUUCCCUUUCACUAUGAAACAAUUUUAAAACGUUCCUGGAAAACAGCCUGCUAAUGUGCUUAACCAGUACUUACUACCAGUACUUACCAGACUUAUACCAGAUUCUGUUAGUGUGUGUAACUUAUUCUCAAAUGUUUUAUUAAUUUCUGUAUCUUUCCGAGUCUGGAAAGUACCAGCACUUUCUUAAAUUGUAUAUAAGCAGAUGUAGCGUUCAUUCAUGGUUCUGAAUAAUGAU